This is a messenger RNA of Bursaphelenchus okinawaensis, 2458 nucleotides long. The record is from the annotation of a GenBank genome assembly. Lineage: Eukaryota; Metazoa; Nematoda; Chromadorea; Rhabditida; Aphelenchoididae.
AUGCGCUUCGUCUUUUUGCUAAUAUUUUUAUUAGCACUACUUUUGUCGAUAUGCCAAGGAGAAGAAGGAACUGGUGAUGGUGCUGCGGCAGGUGGUGCUAAUGGUACUGCAGCUGCAGACAAUAGCGGUGAUGAUUCUGGUACUUCUGAUUCAACUGAUGACACGCUUAGUGACCCAGGAUUUGUGGAACCUACGGAAGAGGUCAGGCACUCCAUAGACCCAAUGCUUCAAACUGUCGCUUUUUAUAUGAUGGUACGUUUAAGUUUAUAAACUGGAGUUUGUGCAAGAGCUUAAGGAAGUCGAUUUUUAUGUACUUAAAUUUUAAAAGUUAAAAAUUAAAGACCUUCUUUUCAGGACGAGUCUUGCAAGUUUAUCAGUGGAUUCGUAUUUGGAGAACGUUUUUAUCCUGUUCAGCUGGAUGACAGAAUUAAAGUCAAUAAUCUAGAAAAAAAGGCAGCUACACAGGGUUGUACACGUGAGGUGAAUGGGAUCGUUCCAAUAAUGUACGGUCAUUAUAUUCUUGCUUUGAGCAGAAUUCCUAAUGAAGUUGGUUUUGGGUACAGUGUAAGGCUUUAUUUCGUUUGUUUAAAGACUGAUGGUUCUUUUUUUAUCCUACUACUUUUUAUACCCAAGUUUAUUUUUCAUUUGAAAUUUUGUGAAAAGGUUCAGUUGUUAUGAUUUAGGUUUACGAGUUGAAGAAUAAGAAAUUCCUUGGAGAAGGUGUUUCAGUAGAGAGUAAAAAAUUUGCUCCGACUGAAAGAGCUGAAAGCAGGCUGGUUUUCCGGUAUGAAUGGUGUUUCAACGAUCUGCAAGCGUUUGUUAUUUGCUUGGUGCAACAUGUAAGUUUUUUAAAGAUACAAAAGAAAAAAUAUUUUGAGCGAAGAAUAUGUAUACUUUGGUUGCUACUGUUUCUUUUUAUUGUUUUUUACUUCUGUAACUGUUUAUUUUAGGAAGAUAAAUCUUACAGUAUCAAACGCUUCUUCUAUGAUGUUUUGAGCAAACAGCCUUUCAAAUUGAUGUCUGACUCGCCUCUGAUCUCACUUCCAAUCAACAGGAUUAGCGACAUUGCAAACUUGAUGUACGAUCAAAAUGCGGGUCAUUUUUUGGUUGCUCAGUUAGGCAGCGGCGGUGCUUUUGAUGUAAGUAAAAACUAUUCAAAAAGUUAUUGUUUUUAAUUUUUACUUUUUUUACAAAUUAUAGUAUACGAUAUGUUUUCAUUAUUUUUCAGCACUCGCUGGAAGAACUGCCUUUGUAUGCUCUGGACAAUCCUCCCCGUCACAUCAUCACAAGUUUUGAUCCAAAGAAAGGAGCUGCUGCUACAUCUAUUAACGGAUUUCGAUACAUUUUCGUGGCUCCAAAGCACCAUGUUCGCAAAGACGGUGAGAUGGUGGUUAACGGUAAAAUACACAGUGUGAGUUUUUAAAAAAUAUAAAAAAUGCUAUUUUUGAUUUACUGUCGCAAGCAGAGGUGUCUCAAUUAAACAUUUUAGUACUACCGUAGCGUCCUCGAUGCGUACAUCAUGGAAAAAGAAACUACUGUUACUGGCAGAGAUAUAAAGGGUUUUGAGCCUAAAGCGUUACAUCAUCCACAAAUUGUUCACAUUGACGCCAACGUUCAUUACUUGACCCACGGCGUUUACGGUAUUCCAUUCGGCAAACUGUACGAGUUUGCUGCGAGAUGUGGCAAUCCGGAACUUGACUUAGGUCCUUGUGAGACAGAUUUGGCUGGAUGGGAUCAAAAGUUUAUUGUUGCUAUCGUUUUAGUCUGCGUCACAUCGUUGGUGUUUUUGCUGGUCGCUGUGAUCAUUGUUAUGGUUAUCUUGUUCUGCGUCAAGGUAGGCGCUUUUGAAGCAAUUGCUGCCUUAACGCGUCUUUGUUAGAAGGUUAUGACAGCUACACAAGUAGAAUUGUUUUAUUGGGAUUUUUAACUUUUCUGUUUUACCCCAAUUUCUAGGAACGUAAACGCCGACACAGAAGAAAGCACCGUAAACAUAAGGGAGGAAAGAAGAAGUCAUCCGGUCCACCUAAGCCAGGGGAGGAAGCCAAAGCCGGAGACAAGAAGGACGAAGAGAAAGACAUGGAUGAAGGAGCCGAAGAGUAUGUUUGUGUAUUUUUUUUGUUCUCAGUUGUCAAGUUCUACAAAUCUACCGUAAAUUAUUCGUAUUAUUUAUUCAUAAUUUUAUUUUUAAAAUUUUAGCAAGAAAGACGAAAAAGGCAUGGGUGGAUUCUUUGCUCAACAAAUGCGCAAGUUGGCUCAGAUGGACGAAUUUGACGAGAUGGAGAAGGAGAAGAAGGAAGGCGAUAAGGGAGCUGCAUCUGAAGGCCCCAAUGCGGAUGAUGACUCCAAGUACGUUUUGGCCAAGGAUCACUUUGGUAGCAAAGAAAAGAAGUCCAACGUUCAAUCAGCUCCCGCUGCUGGUGUACCUGGAGGCGAUGGUCCACAGUCCAAGAAGCUUUAA